AUGUAUGAAAGUUUAGGGUUGAAAAUAACGAAAAUUCAUAGAGCUAUAACAUUCCACGAGUCUGCAUGGUUGGAACCAUAUAUUAGGCUUAAUACGGAAUUGCGUACGAAGGCAAAAAAUGAUUUCGAGAAAGACUUUUUCAAACUGAUGAACAAUARCGUGUUUGGAAAGACAAUGGAGAACAUACGGAACAGACAGGACAUUAGACUAGUAACAAAUGAAAAACAAGCAGCGAAAUCAGUAAAUCAACUAAAUUAUAAGAAACGAACAAUAUUCUCUGAAAAUUUAGCUGCUGUUCAUAUGGGUAAAACAGAAUUGGUGUUUAAUAAACCUAUAUAUGUAGGUAUGAGUAUCUUAGACCUAUCUAAGAAUCUUAUGUAUGACUUCCAUUAUAAUUAUAUUAAGAAAAAGUAUGGAGAAAAGGCUCAACUAUUAUUCACGGAUACCGAUUCACUGAUGUAUGAAAUCGAGACAGAUGAUCCUUAUGAAGAUAUUAAAGAAGAUAUUGAGGAUAAAUUCGAUACUAGUAACUAUCCGAAAGACCACUUAGGAGUAGCAAAAUUCGUUAAUAAGAAAGUUCUUGGUAUGAUGAAGAAUGAAACAGCUGGUCGUGAAAUAACAGAAUUUAUAGGUCUUAGAUCCAAACUAUAUGCGUAUAAAACAGAUGAUGAAAGAGUUGGAAAGCGUUGUAAGGGUGUUAAAAAAUCAGUCGUUAGUAGGGAGAUAUCAUUUGAUGAUUAUAAGAAAUGUCUAUUUGAAGGACAACAAACUAUGAGAAAGAUGAAUGUAAUAAGGAGUCAUAAACAUCAAAUAUACACAGAAACGGUAAAUAAAAUAGCCUUAUCGAGAGACGAUGAUAAACGCGAUAUACGAGYAGAUGGUAUUCACACAUAUGCUUAUGGAUAUAAAAAUAUUGAUGAAUGA
Messenger RNA from Actinia tenebrosa (Australian red waratah sea anemone), 924 nucleotides. RefSeq lists its product as uncharacterized. Lineage: Eukaryota; Metazoa; Cnidaria; Anthozoa; Actiniaria; Actiniidae. The record is from RefSeq and is a predicted model, not a curated record.